Aspergillus viridinutans is the source of this 1491-nucleotide messenger RNA. RefSeq lists its product as uncharacterized. Bases 1 to 1491 code for a protein of 496 amino acids. NCBI's taxonomy places the organism in Eukaryota, Fungi, Ascomycota, Eurotiomycetes, Eurotiales, Aspergillaceae. The record is from RefSeq and is a predicted model, not a curated record. The transcript has a single exon.
AUGGACGAGACUAUUGAUUCAGAAUCCGUUCUCGCCCCUGUGAGGGCCUCGUCGCCGUCCCCUUCCAUCCCAGCAACGCCUGCGAUCUCCUCGUGUCCAUCCCCUGACCGUACCUUCUCCACUAUCUCGUCCCUUUCAGCCUCGUCCGCCACAUCCGCCGAUGCCAGAUCCUCGAUUUCUGUCUCUUCGAGACGACAUGGGUACAUCCGACCACAGGGGGCCGAAUUCUCCGAGUCGGCUAAGAACCGGGAGAGUGUGAUGAGUCUGGGGAGCAUCGCUCACCUGCAGUACUAUUUCGCCAGAACCGGUCUGCUGGAAGGCAAGGGUGGCCAUGCGCGCGAGUGGAAGAAGAAGAAAAAGCCCGAGGAGGAGCCUCGGCUCCUGUUGACGCCUAAUGCUCGGUUCAUCGAUGAUUUGACGGAGAGCCCGACGGAGGAAGAUGGUUCGGAUAUUGGUGAGGAGGACUUUGAAGACGAGAUGAUGCUCCCGCCGACCGUUAGCACGUACAGUGUUAAGACGCAUCAUAUUACGCCUCCGCCGGAUGUGCCGGCGCUACGGAGGGAUUUGCUAAAUGCGGUGGACAAGGCUGAGAAGAACAUCAAGGACCUGGAGUCGCAGAAGGAGCCCCGGCCGGAGAUGGUGCCGCCCCGGAUCAGUGUUUCUCGAGAAGAUACAGGAAUGAUUUCGCGGCCAGGCACGGGCAAUGGUCCGCCAGGAUGGCAUGAGAUUCAAGGCAUGCGCAUUCUGGAUGCGGUUACUCUUGCCAUCCGAGCGGCCAAGGUUUACUAUACGGCGCAUGAGCGCCCCGAACGGUUGGCUUCAAUCAAGCCUGAGCGGGAAAUCCGGCAGGAAUUGUUUCGUGUUCUGGAGGUGCUGAAGCGAUGGGCCGCUCGCAAUUUCGCGGGGGGCCUUCGCGAGGACGAGCGAUCGUCGAUGAUGGAUUGGGUGUCAAAUGUACGCCAGAUGCUUGCCAAAGAGGAGGAGCUGGAAGCUUUGGAAGCGAAAGAGCGCGAAAGAUGGGACUGGGCCAAGGGCGACUGGAGCGGGAGAGAACGGGAGCGCGAGGAAUCGUUCCUGCGCAGCUUGCUAGAAUCCGAUACACCCUUGCCAACGUGGACGUCCACCGAUGACGGUACAUUGCCGACACCGAUUCUUGAACGACUGCGGGACGGCCGAGACCUCGUCCGCAUCCACAACCAGGCGGUCAAGAAGUCGAAGCGACCAUUCGGCGAGAUCAAGUCGUACCAUCAAGACGUUGCCAAGCCAUAUCGACGUGCAGAUAAUCUUCGCUUCUGGCUCAAGGCGGCAGAAAUCCGAUGGGAGACGAAGCUGGAAAUGGACGUGAUGGGCGUCGUCAACGGUACCAGCGAUGAGGCCUGGAGGCAAUUCGAUACAGCUCUUUUGUCAUGGUGCCAGGCAGUCCGGGAAGAAUUGAUGCGAGACUGGCGCGAGCCACAGACGGCGGUCGCUGCAUGUACCCCCGGCUACUGA